Tarenaya hassleriana is the source of this 2380-nucleotide messenger RNA. Its product is annotated as FAD synthase. Bases 843 to 2198 code for a protein of 451 amino acids. NCBI's taxonomy places the organism in Eukaryota, Viridiplantae, Streptophyta, Magnoliopsida, Brassicales, Cleomaceae. The transcript is spliced from 16 exons. Gene Ontology annotation, molecular function: FMN adenylyltransferase activity. The record is from RefSeq and is a predicted model, not a curated record. Gene Ontology annotation, biological process: FAD biosynthetic process.
UCGACAAAGCGAUCGGAGAAAGCGACGAUAAAAGGUUGAAGACAAAGUAUAACAACGCCAUCUAUGUCAUUAAAAGAGCUAUGUCUCUUUACUCGUGAGUUCUUGUUUUCUUUGAUACAGUUCAUAAGCAUAGAUUCUCGAUCUCUCUAAUCCUGUUCUUUGAAUUUCGUCACCGUUAGAUUGGUUGCUGGAAAAAAAAUCGAUGAAACAAAGUCUGCAAAUUUUAUUUGCACGCGGUUUCUAUCUGAGACGGCAGUCUUGGAAUUUUCGGAUUUCGAAUGUUUACGAGUUUUGCUGGAUUUAAUUUAAUGAAUUGGAUUUUAAAUAAUCGUAGGUGAAUUGAAUUACUUCAGGACAUCAAACAGGGCAUUUUGUUAAUCAGCAGUAAUAUAUAUGCGUUUGGAUGCCGAUUCCUUCUUCAAAGAGAAGCUUUCUGUAUGGCAUUUUAAUAUCCCUUUCAGUGAUUUGCUUUUACUCACUUGUAUGGCUUUGUCGUGUCCUUGGCUUAGUUAACAUUGUUGAAUUCUUGUAUCUGUAAGUUUUCCUGUUUAAAGAACACCAGAGAUCCGUUCUGUCAUGUGGCAGUUGCAGAGUUUAUGAUGGAAGUUUAGUAGAGAUUCCUGAACACAAUGUUGAUUCACUUUGUUGUCCCCGUUUAGAAUUGGACUUGCUAUAUAACGCACUGAAUUAGUAUUUAAAAAUUUCACAUCCAUAUGAAAGUUUUUGCCUUGUCCCGUGACAAAUGUCUACACUGUCACUGAAAUGCUAUUUGCCGUGCUGACUCUCGAAAGCAUCAAACUUGUUCAUCUUUUGCAGGAUUGAAGAGGUUGCCUUUAGUUUCAAUGGCGGGAAGGACUCAACUGGCUGGCUAUUUCUUGCAUAAGAAAGAGCAAAGUUGUUCUAAUGGAGGUCUCUCACUUUUCCCAGUCCGGACCAUAUACUUUGAGAGUCCGUCUGCAUUUCCUGAAAUCAAUGGAUUCACUUAUGAUACAGCUGAAACUUACAAUCUGCAACUGGAUAUUAUUCGUCAAGAUUUCAAAUCAGGGUUGGAGGCAUUGCUAAAGGCUAACCCUAUCAGAGCUAUUUUUCUCGGUGUCCGAAUUGGUGAUCCUACUGCGGUUGGCCAGGAGCAGUUCUCUCCCAGUUCCCCUGGAUGGCCUCCUUUCAUGAGGGUGAAUCCUAUCUUGGAUUGGUCAUAUAGGGACGUCUGGUCAUUUAUCUUAACUUGCAAGGUCAAGUACUGCAGCCUUUAUGACCAGGGAUACACAUCAAUUGGGAGCAUUCAUGACACUGUUCCUAACGCGUUAUUGCGUGUUGAUGACUCAAACAUUAAAGAGCGGUUUAAACCCGCUUAUUUGCUGUCAGACGGGAGGUUAGAGAGGGCAGGGAGAAUCAAGAAAGUCUCUUCGGGUCGUGAGAAAUUUCCUUCAAUUGGCAAUGAAUCACGUAAACAUGAGUUGCUUUCAGCCACGGUUAUUGCUGUUGGUGACGAGAUUCUGUUUGGCACUGUCGAGGAUCAGUUGGGACAAUCUUUGUGUAAGAAACUAAGUUCCGUUGGUUGGACGGUGCAACAAACUGCUGUUCUUCGGAAUGAUAUAGACUCUGUAGCAGAGGAAGUUGAACGCCAGACAUGUACAAAUGAUAUGGUAUUUAUAUAUGGAGGAGUUGGUCCACUUUCUUCAGAUGUCACUUUGGCUGGUGUCGCUAAGGCAUUUGGGGUUCACCUGGCACCUGAUGAAGAGUUUGAGGAAUAUCUUAGGCAUCUUAUCGGCCAAGGUGACAGAAAUGAGAUGGCUCAGUUGCCUGAAGGAAUCACUGAACUGUUGCAUCAUGAGAAGCUUCCGAUCCCGUUGAUCAAAUGUUGCAACGUGAUCGUUCUUACCGCUACAAAUACUAGCGAGCUGGACCAAGAAUGGGAAUGUCUCACCGAACUAACCAAACUGGGCAGUGUUCUGGCGGUUACCCAACCGUACACAUCUAGGCGCUUAACGACAAGUUUGACUGAUGUUGAAGUUGCAGAGCCUCUCUCUAAGCUUUGUCUUGACUACCCGGACAUCUAUAUCGGUUGUUAUCGCAAAUCCAGGCAAGGGCCUAUAGUUAUAUGCUUCAAGGGCAAGGAUAAAGCACGGAUUGAUUCUGCGGUAGAAGCAUUACACAAUAAAUUCAAGCAGGAGGGUGUGUUUGAUGAAACCGAAUAGAGAAAAGAGUAUUUGGGUAUGAUUCGGUAUUUCAUGCCCACGAGGCUUCAAUGGCAAAACAAGUUUUGUCAGCAUGACAAGGGGCAAAAGCCCUUUACAUUGGUAGAAACUGAAACAAGUUUUGUCACAGAACUUGAUUUAUCUCUGGGAAUAAGAGUAUUUACAGCCUUUCUCUUUGUCAA